Messenger RNA from Necator americanus (New World hookworm), 1056 nucleotides. RefSeq lists its product as uncharacterized. The record is from RefSeq and is a predicted model, not a curated record. Gene Ontology annotation, cellular component: membrane. Bases 1 to 1056 code for a protein of 351 amino acids. NCBI's taxonomy places the organism in Eukaryota, Metazoa, Nematoda, Chromadorea, Rhabditida, Ancylostomatidae. The transcript is spliced from 10 exons.
AUGGAUACUGUGGGGAAAGAAUGGGGUGAUAUCCAAAGUGAUCUAGCAAAGAUGGAGGAUAUUCAUAAUCAAUACAUAAAAAAGUUAUCUGAACUGACGAAACUACAAGAGUCAUGCUUGAAAACGGUCAAACAUCAGCAUUAUAUUUUGGGAAACUACCGCGAAACUCUGAACAAGGCACAACAUGGUGCAAAUACAGCCGAUGACAAAGAGCGUAUUAAGAAGAUUGAACAUCAAAUGAUCGAUGCAAAAGCGAAACUUAGGCAGAUGGAGUCAGAACUACCAGUCCAAAAUAAUGGGUUCUAUCUAUCUUUGAUUCUGGGAAAGAAUCUUAAUUUGUCGCUGCUUUCCAAGAACGAUCGCUACAAGUACAAACAGGAUUACGAGUCUUUCAAGUGGAAAGUAACCGUAGCAAUUCUCAUUAGCGUCACACUCUCGUUCUUGUUUCCAUGGCGUGUUCUAGAUUCCAUUGGUAAUUUCCUCAUGGUUUGGUACUACUGUACACUGACUAUCCGAGAAAGCGUGUUAACUAUCAAUGGAUCUCGAAUCAAGGGUUGGUGGGUGAUGCAUCACUACCUAUCGUGUGUACUUUGCGGUAUUGUGUUAACAUGGCGAGAUGGCGAAUGUUAUCAAUCAUUCCGAUACCAGUUCCUGAUAUUCGUAUUGUACAUAUGUUUCGUUCAGAUCUUACAAACUCAGUACCAGUCUGGAUGUCUUCGUCGCCUCCAUUCACUUGGUGAAGGCCAUAUUAUGGAUAUCACUGUUGAAGGUUUCACGAGCUUCAUGUUUAAAGGUCUCACUUUUUUGCUGCCGUUCCUAGUUGCCGCAUAUAUCUUCCAAUUUUACAAUGCAUAUGUUCUGUGGUAUCUAUCAUACGAUUGUGAAGGACAGUGGCAGGUGUUCGCACUAUGCUUCAUGUUUUUCACUCUGGCUGUUGGUAAUAUUGUCACGACAAGCAUGGUGAUACUGAAGAAAUUACGAACUACCGGUUCUUAUAACUACAUUGUUUUACUGACGCAGAAGUACCGGACCAGAUCGGAUACAAAAGAAGAAUAG